Heteronotia binoei (common prickly gecko) is the source of this 432-nucleotide messenger RNA. RefSeq names its product interleukin-17F-like. Gene Ontology annotation, molecular function: cytokine activity. The transcript is spliced from 4 exons. Lineage: Eukaryota; Metazoa; Chordata; Lepidosauria; Squamata; Gekkonidae. The record is from RefSeq and is a predicted model, not a curated record. Bases 1 to 432 code for a protein of 143 amino acids. Gene Ontology annotation, biological process: inflammatory response. Gene Ontology annotation, cellular component: extracellular region.
AUGGAGAUAGAUGUCUCUGCAAAUGUCUCCUGCAGAAUACACCGUUAUCCCAGAACUUCAUCAGUCACUCGUUCGCAAAAUGACAUUAGGUUCCCACAAAGUGUGAAGGUCAAUCUGAGCAUCAUCAACAAAAACCAGGAUGACGGACUAGUGUCUGAUGUCAGCAAACGUUCAACCUCUCCAUGGGACUACAGCGUUAAUGAAGAUCCCAACAGGUUUCCCGCCAGGAUCUCCGAGGCCACCUGCCGCCGUCCUUUCUGUGUGGAUUCCAGGGGAAAGGAGAAUUACAGCAUGAACUCCGUCCCCAUUCGACAGGAGAUCUUGGUGCUCCGACGUCGGUUCAGGGGCUGUGAGCAAACCUAUCAGCUGGAGAAACAGUGGGUUACCGUCGGCUGCACGUGCGCCAGGGCACUGUCCAACACUUCCGCAUGA